GAGACCAGAAGUCGAAACCUACGUGCCUUUGCCAACACCUGCCCCAUGCCCGGUGAGAAGCUGAUGGCCUGCGACAUGCUGUCCAUCUUCAACGACCGAUGGUUUGGGCAGUGGCUGGCGCUGCGCAAGCCUUUCCGCGACUUGGCCGACCUGGUACUCUCCAACGUCCAAAAGAAGGUCCCCGUGCAGUUCCACCACUUUGCCAACGCAGUGCUGCAGUGCCCGGAGUAUUGGAGCGAUGACGACGAGAUCCGCGCAGACUUGGAGCUGGAGGCCAUGGGUUCCGACAAGAUCGAAACGUUCCUAGCGAAGUUAAUAAGAGCGCAGCGGACUCUGGUUGAUCGGUUCCUCAGUGGCAGUCUUGCGAAGGAGGACGAUGCGGGAGCGCAGAAGUCCGUGCGCGAGGUCGGGCUGCUGGCUGGCGAAGAGGACCCGAUGUUCAGAGAUGUGCGGUUCAACGAGGCCCAGCAGAGGUUGGAGCAGGGCCUCUGCAAGUUGCUAGAUAGGGCCAAGGCAGCCAGGACGGCGGCAAGCCUGGAAGAAUGGCAGCGCCUCAUGGAGGAGGCCAAAACUCACAGCCGACCCCAAGCCGUGACGGGACCGCCAGGCACUGGCAAGACCACUGUGAUCGAUAAGUGCGUUCGCAAGUGCCUUAGCCACGGAGGUCGGGUUCUGAUCGCUCUGCCGACGGCCCAGCAGGCGUUUAGGGUAAGGGCCAAGCACCCGCAGGCGGACGUGGACACCUGCUCCGGCGCCUUCUUCCUGUAUAAGGACGCCGUGGAGGUCAUGGAUUGCCUCACGCAGUAUGACAUGAUUGCCGUGGACGAAGUCUCCCAGCUGUCCAAGGACGACUUCGAGCGCAUCGUUCAGAUGUGGGAGGCCGCCGACAAGCUGCCCGUCUUGGUCUUCGCGGGCGACUUCUGGCAACUCCCUGGCGUGCAGCCCACACGUGCCACCGACAGCCCGAAGUGGCGCGGCGUGCACCAGGUCAAGCUCCACGAGAUGCGGCGAUGCAAGGAUGAGACAUUGCGGGCGAAGCUGGUUGCCUUGAGAACGGCCAUGCCUGACAAGAAGCUCCUGAAGAGGAUUGCCCUCCGCCACAAAGCCUGGUCCGGCCACAAGGAGCCGACGGCCUGGGACUUGCAGGAGCUGUACCGCAAGGUACCUCACACGACCAUCGCUACCUGCACGCGGCGGGCCGCUGCGCUGGUGAACGACCUCUCCAUCUGGGUCUUGUUCACAACGAAGAAGAGGCGGCAGCUGGCGGACCUUUUCGUUGACUGGGAGUCCAAUGCCGAGAACUUCGACGAGGACAACAAAGUCAUCACGGGCAAGCCGCCGGUGCCCAUGUCCAUGAAAGUGUACAGGGGCAUGAGAGUGCACAUUACGCGCAAUGUUGACAAGGGCUCCGACUUCAUCAACGGCAUGGAAUGUACCGUUCUGAGCUUCGCCCCAACGUCCGGCUGCCUUCACAUUCUCACAAAGACCGGCUGCAACCUCGCCGUCUACCCCAUCACGGACUGGAUCACGGACUGCGGGUACGUCACCGCCUACCCGGUGCGUGCCGGGUAUGCAAGCACGAUCCAUAAGAUGCAAGGCGCGGAGCUGGACCAUAUAACCAUCUGGCUGGAUGUCCCCUUCAUGAAAGCGGCAGGGUACGUGGCGCUGAGCCGAGUGCAGCGGGACGGCGACUACCUCCUUGGCGGCAUUGUCCGGCGUCGGCACUUCAUGCCGGCCAUGUGA
Symbiodinium pilosum is the source of this 1743-nucleotide messenger RNA. NCBI's taxonomy places the organism in Eukaryota, Dinophyceae, Suessiales, Symbiodiniaceae. The record is from the annotation of a GenBank genome assembly.